Molecule: messenger RNA, 1742 nt
Organism: Drosophila ananassae
Lineage: Eukaryota; Metazoa; Arthropoda; Insecta; Diptera; Drosophilidae
Gene: l(3)72Dp
Product: gamma-glutamyl hydrolase A
Exons: 5
Coding region: 371-1489 (372 amino acids)
Biological process (GO): tetrahydrofolylpolyglutamate metabolic process
Cellular component (GO): vacuole
Molecular function (GO): gamma-glutamyl-peptidase activity
Source: RefSeq, a predicted model, not a curated record
GGGACACCCGCGGGAGCACCUAGGAACUCGCACACCAACGUCACACCAUCGAUUUCCGCCUACUCAUGCCCACAAACACAGCCAUAGAAGAAAUUGUUUUUGCGGGACAAGGUGAAGGAAAAAUCGGCACAAAUUCUAUAAAUUUAAGGCGCCAUUCGUUACAGUUGGUAGUUGUGGACGGAAGGUAGUGAAUAGUGGACUAGCAGUAGAAUUUGUUUUGCCAAAUAAAGGGUUUGGGGCUUACAAGUGGUUCAGUGCAUGAGUACCCUAAUCCUCAGGAUUUGUUUAUGUUAUUAACUUAAUACCACUUUUGGAAUAAUCAAUACUUCUUCGUUCUAUCCAUUGACCACCUGGACAAAACUUGACCAAAAUGAAGAAACUAUCAGUAAGUUUGCUAGUAUUCAUGGGAUCGCUGAUACUUUCUUCAGCGGAUAUAUCCACACCAAUCAUAGGAAUCCUGACCCAGGAGGUUUAUACCGAUGGCCUCAUCUCGCGCCACUUCGAGAACAAGACAAGUUAUAUCGCCGCUUCGUAUGUGAAGUAUCUAGAAGGAGCUGGAGCCCAAGUGGUGCCAAUUUGGAUUGGUCGCAAUCGCAGCUACUACGAAGAUCUCAUGCAGAAGAUAAACGGGGUUUUGUUGCCUGGCGGUUCUACUUGGUUUAAUCAGACCAACGGCUAUGGCGAUGCCGGCGAGCAUCUUAUCCAGUUGGCAGUAGAAUUAAAUGAUCGCGGAACUUUUAUGCCGGUUUGGGGCACAUGUUUGGGAAUGGAAUUGUUGGUAUACAAGCUGGCAAAUGGACCAGAGCAUCGGAUCGAUUGUAAGGGAAAGGGCAUUGCACUUCCCAUGGAGUUUAAAGAAGAUUACGCCAAAAGCCGACUUUUUGCCACCAUUAGUGAUGAUAUUGUAGACCUCAUGGUCAAAGAAAAUGUAACCUACCAUUGGCAUCAGUUUUGUUACACCGAAGAGGACUUUGCAAGAGAUCUCCUAAAUGAAACGUGGCGAGUUAUAUCCUUAAAUCGCGACCUAAACGGAGUUGAGUUUAUUUCUACAAUGGAGCACUUGAAGUAUCCGUUUUAUGGCGUCCAAUUUCACCCAGAGAAGCCCCUUUACGAGUUCACCAAGACGAGUAUUCCUCAUUCAGCUGCUGCCGUUAUAAGUGGUCAGUUCUUUGCCGAUUUCAUAGUGAGCGAGGCGAGAAAAAGCCCAAAUAGCUUCUCAAACUCUACGGAAGAGGCCAGGACCCUUAUUUACAACUACAAACCGGAGUACACAUCGAUAUUGGGAUCUUCCUUUGUGCAGCAAUAUUUGUUUACCAAUGAGGAAAUGGGAAUUGAAGUUCCUGAAAUACCUGAUGAGGGCGGCGAUGGCGAGGAAGGGGGUAGUAACUACUAUCCUCCCUACUAUGACCACAAUGGUGGUGGUGCCUCUAGUAUAGUGCCACUAGUUAGUGGUUUUCUCCUGACUAUGCUGAUUUUAGCAAUGAACUGAUUUUAAAAUUGAGUUGAUAAUCUUCAGUUAACUAAUGUAUUUGCUGGUCUUGCCUGGAAACAAUGUGUUCGCCCUUCGGCACUCGACACUACAAGUGGAACUAAUACCUUUUGUGAUUUACUCGAUUUUAUACCGAUAUCAAAAUGCUAUUAUUAUUUACAAUGUGUCAUAUAUGUAUAAAAUAGAAACAAAUUUAUCAUCAUUUGAAGUUUUAAAGAUAAUAAACACCAAUCAAUUGAUAUUACCAACAGAA